Molecule: messenger RNA, 1763 nt
Organism: Aaosphaeria arxii CBS 175.79
Lineage: Eukaryota; Fungi; Ascomycota; Dothideomycetes; Pleosporales
Product: Hsp90 co-chaperone Cdc37
Exons: 2
Coding region: 21-1520 (499 amino acids)
Biological process (GO): protein folding; protein stabilization
Cellular component (GO): cytoplasm
Molecular function (GO): heat shock protein binding; protein-folding chaperone binding; protein kinase binding
Source: RefSeq, a predicted model, not a curated record
UCUUCACACAACCAGCAAAGAUGGUCAUAAAUUACAGCAAGUGGGACAACCUCGAGCUCUCCGACGACUCGGACGUCGAGGUCCACCCCAAUGUUGACAAAAAGUCCUUCAUUCGCGCCAAACAGGCACAAAUCCACCAGGAUCGCGAGCGCAGACGGCAUCAAAUUAAGACGCUCAAGUACGAACGCAUCAUCAACGAUGGAUUGACACUCCGCAUCGACCGCCUUCUCACAGCCCUGAAAUCCCACCGCGACAAGCCCAAUGCCGCCGAAAACCCCGAGGCGCUGGUCUUCCAAUCGAUGAUGGAGAGUUCCAUGGAAAUGUCCGAGGACCGCCCGCCGGAGCCACCAGAGGGUGUGCACACACACAUUAAGGACAAACCGACGUAUCCGCAGAUGAUGGCGACUAUGGUGGAUCUGGUGAAGAAGGAGGUUGUGGACAAGGCUAAGGAGGGGGAGAACAAAUUGGAGAAAUUCAUAUCUGGACUGGACAACGAGAAGGGCCGGGUAGAGGGUUUGCAAAAGGAACUACUUGCUAAGCUAGCAGAGCUUGAACAGGAGGAGAAGCGACACAUCACCAGCGACGAUCUCCGUGAGGGUUUCAGUUAUUCCAAUGUCAAGAAGGCAGACGAACCUUCGAAACCAGCGGCUUCAUCUUCCACCGUUGAGCUACUCAACCCACCAAAACGCCCAGAAGCAUCUCGAUCGGAUACCGGACAAUCGUCUGGCGCAGACGCGGACGUCGAAGAAGGUACCGCCGUUGACGAAGACUCCGUAGAAGCUUCUCCCCUCGCUCAGGAAUUCGCAAGGAUAAAGCGCGGCGACUACUACAAGGCCCUCGAAUUCCUCCACAAGCACCCAGAAAUCCUAGCCGAGCGCGAAUCCGACGGCCUCCUCGUCGAAGCCUUCAACUCAGAACUCGACCACAAGCCAAAACAUGCCCAAAACUGCGUGCAUGCUGCACUUCUCCUCCAAUACUGCAGACAGCUCGGUGGAAAGGAUGGCGUGGCGCUAUUUUUCAAGCGCAUCACGACGAAGGAUCACCAGGCAAACAGGAUGUUCAACGACGACGUCGAUAACACGUACAGGAGGAUAAGAGUGCGCGCCGCUGAGAUCUUGAAGGAACGUGCGGAGAACCCAGAAUCAGCGGAGGGCGUCGAGCAGAUCCAGCUCCACGCCGUGGAUCCAAACACUACUAUCAACAUUCGUGUACCUGCCGCAACGCCCUCCUCGGAGGACCCAGAUGAGCGUGCGGCGGAAGAGGCGAGCCGACAGAUCUUCGACACAUUCCCUCCCGGAUUGCAAAGGGCACUCGAGAGCGGCAAGUUGGAUGAAGUCAACAAGGUGCUAGCCAAAAUGAGCGUGGACGAGGCGGAAGAGAUCGUUGCUAAACUUGGUGAUGGUGGCAUGUUGAGUCUCGAGGAGGGUGUCAUCGAUGCCACGACAGCAGAGGGACAGAAAGCAAUGGAGGAGAUCGAAAGGACGGGGAAAUUGCCCAACAGUGUUGAAGAAGUGGACUAAAUCACAGCGGAGGUUCAAUAAGCAUUCCAAUAGUCUUUUUAAGCUCAGUGAGAUUGCAUAAAGGAGGUCCAAAUUUUCGCCUUGGAAAUGAAAAUCAAUUCCGCAGUAAUGGCUGCUCAAUGUAACAUAUUACGCUCAAGGCGUCCCUUCCCUACCGUUGCCUCAAUGAAACUGAUAACUCCUAAAACUUUUCGUCCUUACACCAGUAAGCGGCGAUGACAUUGCCAUGUGCAAUCGUCGAGU